UACAGCUACCCAAUUUCGUGCCAUUCUUGUUGUAGCCAUAACAACGUCCCCGGCCACGAUGGUUUCAGACCCUCUCACCCUUAUGCUUCAAUGCCAUCACCAGUAUACUUUUAUGGGGGUUAUCCUCUUCCAUAUCAUGAAGCCUACCCUGUCCACUAUGUACCUCCUCCUCCUCAUUAUUCUAUGGAGAUUCCUAAAUAUGAGUAUGAUAAGAAUAUGCCUCCAAGUUUUCACUGCUGUGGGUGUCCUAAUCAUCCUCGCCACCAGAAUAUGGAUAAGGGUGUUAAGAUUGAAGAACAAGGACCGGUUGUUGAAAAGAAGGCGCAUGACUCUUUGGUUCCGGUUCAGUUGAAAAACAACCCUUACCCAAUUGUGUGGAUUCCACCCGAAUCCAUGAAUGGUGGAGAGCAAAGGAAGCUCUCUGAACCAGAGACCAUAGAUGAGAAGAAAAUUCCAUGUAAUUCGAAGCCUCAUGAGAGUUUGGAGUCUCAGGAAGGAGAUCAAAGGCAUGGUUGGUUGCCCUUUGACUUGAACAACAUUGGGUCUUUGAUGCAAGGUGGAAAUAAGGGGCAGGUUCAGGAUCAACAGAAACAGAUGGAGGAUAAAAACAAGGAAUUUCCAUUUCCAAUUUUCUGGGUGCCAUCUUAUGAGGAGAUUGGAAAGAAGGAUAAGGAUGUGAAUGCUUCUCAGGAUCAGCAGUGUGAAGACCAAAAGAAGCAAUUUCCAUUUCCGUUCUUCUGGUUGCCUUAUGAAAACAUGGAGGAGGAGGAAGUAGGAAAGGAGGACAAGAGGGAAAUGAAUUCCACUCCUAAGAUUGUUCCAAUGAACAUUUCUGAGAAGGGUGAUGUUACAAACGAGACUGGAGUGAAUGAAGAGAAACCUGCUGGUCAGAGUGUUGUUGAGAGAAAGGAAAAGACUGCUAAUCAGAAAAGCAUAGAUGUGAAGCAAAUGAAUCAAGAGGAGGAGGAGAACAAAUAUGAAGACACUGAGAGAAGAGGAAGAAGUGUCCCUGUGAAACAUGUAGAAGACAAUGUAGCUUACAAACCUUCUGGUACCAGUGUCAGAGGACAAUCCUCUUUCCCAAAAAAGUCAUCUGAGCUGCCUCCUGUUUGCCUCAGAGUUGAUCCUUUGCCGAAGAAAAAGAAGGCAAAUGGGAGUUCGCGAUCUCCUAGUCCUCCUGGUGCAAAAGGACUCGAGCAAGAGAGUUCAACUGAUGCUACCAAACCCUCUGCUUCUUUGGGCUUGCAAGAGAACGCGCAACAAGAUUCAAAAUCUGCUCCAAGGAACAGCAAGGAGGUGGAGCCUUCCAAAAAGGAGAGGGUUAUUCCAGUGGUGGAUAGGAACAGCACUGUAGACAAGGAUGCGAUGCGUACACCCCAGAUUCCCGUUAGCUCCAAAGAGGGGAUAUCCAGGAAGCCAACCAUUCGGGAAGCUGGGAAAGAUGAAACUAGAUGUGAGGUCAAUGAGGAUGAAGGAGCAAGAAAGGCACGAGAUACAACAGUUGACCAUGUGGAAGAGAUAAAGAAGCCCACAGAGACGGUCAAAUCAGUCGUUGAUGGAAGAAAACUUGAGAAAAAGACCAUGUCAGAUAUAGAAGCUGCUGUGCGUAUUCAAUCUGCCUACCGUGGGUUCGAGGUUAGGAGGUGGGAACCAUUGAAGAAACUGAAGCAAAUAGCUGAAGUGCGUGAGCAGGUGGGUGAUGUUCGGAAUCAUAUCACAUCUUUGGAGACUUCUGAUCUCCAGAACUAUGACAAGCAAAAGGUGGUAGUUGGGGAAACCAUCAUGAGACUUCUUCUCAAAUUGGAUACUAUUCAGGGUUUGCUCCCAAGCUUCAGAGACAUUAGAAGAUCCUUGGCAAGGGAGCUUGUAGUUUUGCAGGAAAAGCUUGAUGAUCUAAUCGCUAAGAAAUGUCAAGAUACACCACAGGAGGCAUCCACUAUUACACGUGUGGAAGAGAUCAGUUCCAAUGCCAACAACAAUAACUGCAUGCUAGAGCAAAAAGAUGAAGUGAAAGGACUUGGUGAAGGACCGGCUGAUGGUGGUAGUGAUAGCAGUCACCAUGCGACAGAGCCUUGUCAAGGGCAAGUGCUUUACACUACCGAUUAUGUGCCUGCUCUGAGAACCAAGGAGCCAGACCUCUCUGACCAUGGAGAGCUGCACAAAGCAUCUGAGGAUAGUGCUCAAGAACUGCCAGUGGCAAGUGGUCUAAAAUCUGAAGAUCUUGGUUCGGAGUCCGUUACGGAACAGAAGAAUGAUGUGGUUAAUGGACAAAAUAAUUCUGGAGAAAUCAGUACGGUAAACACAGAAAUGGGCAAUGGUUCCACUGAGCUCAAGCAAUGUAGUGAAUCUCCAUCUCUUGUAGAAGACAAGACAGUUUGUACAGGUAUCUCUUCUGAAGUUGUUAAUAUGAAUCCACAGACAAUAGAGCUUGAAGAGUUGCCUCGAGGAGCGACUGAUAAUGAGCCUGCCAUUUCAGAGCCUGAGAAGGAUGAAAAAAGAGAAAUGAACAAGAACGAAGUCCACCAAAGUGGUGAAGUGGAAUUAGAAAUGUCACCAGAUGUAACAUCACCCAAUGCUGGUGCUAAUGUGACUGAUGAGGAAGCAGAGAUGCAUGAGCAAGCAGAUUUGCCACAGAGCAUGAUUGAUGAGGAGAGUCCGGCUAAUGAGUUUAAGAAGAUCGAAGAAGUCGAGGUAGUGAAGGAGUAUGAUGUCUUAGAAAGUGGAGAAGAAGAGCAUCAAAUGGUACUUGAUGCCACUUCACAGCAUGAUGGGACUCCAAAUUUGGAUCAAUUAGAGCUACAGCCAGAGGGAGAAAUGGAGGAGCAGCCUAUUCUCCAAUCGAAGGAGCCAGUAAAGAUGGAUUCUCACAAGGAUGAGGAACUCCCUGGAGAUUCAGUGCUUAAGGCAGAGGUGGAGCUCCCGCCACAAGAAGAAGCCAGCAAAGAUGAUUUUCUCCCGCUGGUCUUUGAGUCGAUUGAAUCCCAACCAUUGAGCUUACCUGUUCAGAUUGAAACUCAUGAUGCCGUGCAUGAAGAUGGACCUUCAGAUAUAAUCGACGGUGAUAUUACUUGCUCCUCUGUAUUGGCUGAUGCGGGGAGGCCUAUCGGGGAUGAAGUGCCAAUUGAGAGAAGUACAGAAGACUCAAAAUACCAGCCAGCAGCAACCGCCAGAGAGGACAGAAAGGUGGAGGGUAACAAAGUUGAAUGCGAGGACUACAAUAGACUGGCGAGUGGUGCUGAAACUGCCGAAGAGGAUCUCGUCCUUGAGACACAAUCUACUCCAGUGCAGAAGAGUGAAUUGGCAUCCCCCACCAAGCGAUGUGCCGUGGGAGUCGAAAAUGAAAGAUGCCUAGUUGAAGAGAAUGUGAAACUCAGGGAAAUGAUGCAGAAGUUGAUGGAAGCAGGAAACGAACAGUUGCAAGUUAUAUCUAAACUGACCGGAAGAGUGAAAGACUUGGAGAAAAAGCUGGCUAAGAAGAAGAAAGUAAGGACAAGGAGGUAUAGAGCAGCAUCACCACCUGGAACUUCUUGCAUGAAACCAUCAAACGAUCCGUUGAAGGAGGGGGCCGUUGGUGUUGCAAUGUGAAGAAAGGUCACUCCUUGUCUCGAUCAUUCUUAAAAGAAAUGUUGAGUUGUUGUAAUGUGGGGUUUGAAUCUCUUUGUAUCUACAAUGUGUGAACUUUGUCUGGUCUUUUUAAGUUUUACAGAAUAAUAAAGAACUGUUUGAAUA
This is a messenger RNA of Prunus mume (Japanese apricot), 3729 nucleotides long. It is a transcript of the gene BAG6, whose product is annotated as BCL-2-associated athanogene 6. Gene Ontology annotation, cellular component: plasmodesma. The record is from RefSeq and is a predicted model, not a curated record. Gene Ontology annotation, biological process: protein folding. Gene Ontology annotation, molecular function: protein-folding chaperone binding. NCBI's taxonomy places the organism in Eukaryota, Viridiplantae, Streptophyta, Magnoliopsida, Rosales, Rosaceae.